This is a messenger RNA of Pseudophryne corroboree (corroboree frog), 2594 nucleotides long. Its product is annotated as gastrula zinc finger protein XlCGF26.1-like. The record is from RefSeq and is a predicted model, not a curated record. Bases 96 to 1877 code for a protein of 593 amino acids. The transcript has 3 exons. Lineage: Eukaryota; Metazoa; Chordata; Amphibia; Anura; Myobatrachidae. Gene Ontology annotation, molecular function: DNA-binding transcription factor activity, RNA polymerase II-specific; RNA polymerase II cis-regulatory region sequence-specific DNA binding. Gene Ontology annotation, biological process: regulation of transcription by RNA polymerase II.
GUGGGAGUAUAUAGAGGAACACUGGGGUCUGUACAAGGACUUGAUGAUGGAGAAUCACCGGCCCCUCACAUCACUGGGGUGAGCAACUUUCUGAUAUGAAGGCAGAAGAUACAGAGGGAGAAGAAGAGACGUAUGUGACUGAUAUGAAGGCAGAAGAUAUAGAGGGAGAAGAAGAGACGUAUGUGACUGAUAUGAAGGCAGAAGAUACAGAGGGAGAAGAAGAGACGUAUGUGACUGAUAUGAAGGCAGAAGAUAUAGAGGGAGAAGAAGAGACGUAUGUGACUGAUAUGAAGGCAGAAGAUAUAGAGGGAGAUGAGAAGUAUGUGAGGGGAGUUCAGAAGUGUAAGGAAGAGGAAAUCCCUACAGAUAUCAGCACAGCAGAUGGAGGCACAAGCAGGAAUUCCUUGGAGGGAGAUCUCAUCUUGUCUGCAGAAAGUAAAAUAGAAGAUAACACCACACAGGAUUCUCCAGGAAACAUCCCCAUAACUCUAACUAUACAUCCAGUACCUCAAAGUGCUGAUACUUCAUCUGUUCCCUCUAAUCGCGAUGAGUGUUCUUCUAAUACCUCAGAUUUUGUUACACAUCAUGUAGCUCAUACACGUGGUAAAAUAUUUCCCUGUUCUGAGUGUGGGAAAUGUUUUACAUUCAAAUCACAGCUUGUUAAACAUCAGAGAAGUCACACAGGUGAGCGACCAUUUCCAUGUUCUGAGUGUGGGAAAUGUUUUGCACAGACAUCUGGUCUUGUUACACAUCAGAGAAUUCACACAGGUGAGAAACCAUUUCCAUGUUCUGAGUGUGGGAAAUGUUUUGCACACAAAGCAGUUCUUGUUACACAUCAGAGAAUUCACACAGGGGAGAGACCAUUUCCAUGCUCUGAGUGUGGAAGAUUGUUUUUACGGAAAUCAGAUCUGGUUAUACAUCAAAGAAGUCACACAGGUGAAAAAACAUUUCCAUGCUCUGAGUGUGGGAAAUGUUUUGUACUCAAAUCACUACUUGUUACACAUCAGAGAAAUCACACAGGUGAGAAACCAUUUCCAUGCACUGAGUGUGAUAAAUUGUUUUCACACAAAUCAGAUCUUGUUAAACAUCAGAGAAGUCACACGGGUGAGAAACCAUUUCCAUGUUCUGAGUGUGGCAAAUGUUUUGCAUUCAAAAGACAACUUGUUAGACAUCAGAGAAGUCACACAGGUGAGAGGCCAUUUCCAUGUUCUGAUUGUGGGAAAUGUUUUGCCCAGAUAUCUGGUCUUGUUUUACAUCAGAGAAGUCACACAGGUGAGAGCCCAUUUCCAUGUUCUGAAUGUGGGAAAUGUUUUGCAGUCAAAUCACGACUUGUUAGACAUCAGAGAAGUCACACAGGUGAGAGGCCAUUUCCAUGCUCUGAGUGUGAUAAAUUGUUUUCACAAAAAUCAGAUCUUUUUAAACAUCAGAGAAGUCACACGGGUGAGAAACCAUUUCCAUGUUCUGAGUGUGGCAAAUGUUUUUCAUUCAAAAGACAACUUGUUAGACAUCAGAGAAGUCACACAGGUGAGAGGCCAUUUCCAUGUUCUGAGUGUGGGAAAUGUUUUUCCCAGAUAUCUGGUCUUGUUUUACAUCGGAGAAGUCACACAGGUGAGAGACCAUUUCCAUGUUCUGAAUGUGGGAAAUGUUUUGCAGUCAAAACACGACUUGUUAGACAUCAGAGAAGUCACACAGGUGAGAAACCAUUUCCAUGUUCUGAGUGUGGGAAAUGUUUUACACGGAUAUCUGGUCUUGUUAAACAUCAGAGAAGUCACACAGGUGAGAAACCAUUUCCAUGCUCUGAGUGUGGGAAAUGUUUUACAAGCAAAUCAUAUGUUGUUAAACAUCAGAAAUCACACGUCAGUAAAGCAUUACUAUGAGCUUAUACACAACAGGGUUGUAGCAACACUCCAGUCACACAGUGACACUGUUACCCAUCUGCAGAUAAUUGGAAUGUGUGUCAUUAAUAUAAGACUGGAAAAGACCACUCAGAUGAAACUUACAGUAUUUCUUUAUUCCUGUAGACAAGGCCGGACUGCCCAUCUGUCACAUCUAGCAUAUUCCAGAUGGACCGGUGGGCUCGUCCAGUUCCACAGAGAGAUGGCUCUUUGGUUUAGCCUCCCCCACUGCCCAAAGCAUGCGUCUCCAUGGAAAGGGGGGGCAUGCAGCAAAUUGGUGGCAGGGCUCCCAUUUUCACAUCAAUUCCAGUGCCUCUAAACCCUUCUACUCCCGUCUAUCUGCAGUCAUCUCGAGUUCCCCCCCCCCCUUUCCUGUUGCCUGGAGCCCCCGGUGCCUGUUUGUGGAGUAAGGAAUCCACAUAGCGUGCAUGCAGGCUCGGCCUCAAGUACUCUGGUGUCUCCGCCACGGUUGGCGCGGAGGUCUCAGCUGAGGCUGCAUUUCAGACAUUUUGUGUCUGAUCCUGUGGCAACACUUUUUUUUUAACUUGUGUAAGUUUUUUAUUGAUUUUUACAGAGAAAACCGAAAGAACAUACAAAGGGAAAAAUAAAAAAAGAAACAGUAGAGAAUAAACAUAUACAAGCCGUGUUACAAUGUCAAAUAUAUACCAAUAAAAGUGCUAUGUUGAUAUCAAUACACAA